This is a messenger RNA of Tetrapisispora phaffii CBS 4417, 540 nucleotides long. It is a transcript of the gene LRP1, whose product is annotated as Lrp1p. The coding region runs from base 1 to 540 and encodes 179 amino acids. NCBI's taxonomy places the organism in Eukaryota, Fungi, Ascomycota, Saccharomycetes, Saccharomycetales, Saccharomycetaceae. The record is from RefSeq and is a predicted model, not a curated record. The transcript has a single exon.
AUGUUAAACACACGUUUUCAUACAUAUAUAUAUAUGUAUAUGUAUAUAGACGGGCACAGCGCUAUAGAUUAUACACUUACCACAGACCAGCACUCUAUCACCAUGGAUAACGAUAUUAAAAAAUUCAAGUUGUACUUGAACCAUCUCAAUAAGCAGCUCAACGCCUUGAAGCCACAGCUAGAGAAACUCAUAAGUCAUGGAUCUUUGGACGACAUGCUGAUUAAUUUGAAUUCAUCCAAUAACAUUGAAUUAGAAAAAUUGAAACUUGUCAACCAUAUGGCUUACAUACUUACGUCUUUGCUGUUCAUUAACACAAAACUGUAUAACGUCAAGGAUAACUCAAGGAUAAUGGGUGAAUUGAAUAAAGUUAAAGAAUAUAUGGGAAGGUAUGAUACUUUCAAGAAUAAAGCAAUAAGGUCCAAGGAUGAGAAAUCGCAAGCAAAAGAGCAGAUCGCAGGUGUCCUACAGAAUAGUGCUAUCAGUUAUAAGAAUUUUGAAAGGAAAGGAAAGAUAAAUAAAUAUAAAGUAUCGAAAAAAUAA